AUCAACGAUCAAUAAACAACAACAACAAGAACAACAGAAGCCCAAUUCACCCUCAAUCCCACAAAGAUGCGCGUGUCACGGGACGCUUUCAUCUAUUCUUCAUCUUCACUGGACGGACGAGGGAUGGAGACACGCGCGCGCUCAGUGUGAUUCGCCCUCCUGCAGUAGCUAUGAGUAACCUCCUCCUGAACGCGUCUCUGUUCGACUGGGAUGUGCUGGAGGGAAGGAACACGUCGCCCGUCCCAUCCUGGGACCUGGAGCCGGUUCCCAUGGUCCUCAACCCGUGGGACGUCCUCCUGUGCGUGACGGGAACGCUCAUGUCGUGCGAGAACGCGGUUGUGAUCGCUCUGAUCUCCUACACGCCCACUUUAAGAGCUCCCAUGUUCGUCCUCAUCGGGAGUCUGGCGUUCGCAGACCUCCUGGCCGGCCUGAGCCUAAUCCUCAAUUUCGUCGUGACCUACAUAAUUGUCGAAGUGGUGACGCUACUGUCAGCCGGGCUCCUCAUCACCGCCUUCUCGGCCUCGGUGCUCAACAUCCUGGCUAUCACCGUGGACCGCUACCUGUCGCUGUACAACGCGCUGUCGUACCACACCGAGAGCACGGUGACGUUCACCUACGUCACGCUGGUCCUGUUGUGGGUCGUCAGCACUUUGCUGGGGUCGCUCCCGGUCCUGGGCUGGAACUGUUUGGACGACGAAAGCACGUGUAGCAUCUGUCGACCGGUCAACAAAAGCAACGCCGCGGCGCUCGCCGUGUCCUUCCUCCUGAUAUUCGCUCUGAUUCUGCAGUUGUACCUUCAGAUCUGCAAGAUCGCGUUCCGGCACGCUCAGCAAAUCGCAGUACAGCGUCAAUUCAUGAGCGCUUCGCACUCGACCUCCACCACGAAAGGCGUCUCGACCUUGACCACCAUUUUGGGAACCUUUGCGUUCUGUUGGAUCCCUCUUGCCAUGUACUCGCUGGUGGCGGACACUCGAUCGCCUGUGAUCUACACCUACGCCACGGCUCUUCCAGCAAUCUGCCACUCCAUCAUCAACCCCAUGAUUUAUGCCUUCAGGAACCCUGAAAUACUCAGGUCUUUGAGGAUUGCUUGUUGUGGAUGCAUGCCUUACAGAUUCCCCAUGCGACCACGGACGCCCAGCGACGUGUAGCAGUCGCGGUAAUGACACAUCUUUAAAGCACGUAGAAUCCACGUUUUGUAAUCCAUGUUUCUCAUUUGGGGAAUUUAGUAGCACUUCACGAUACACGUACGGUAAUGUUACUGUGAUUAAUCCCUUCAGUAAAUUGAAUGAUUUUGUGUAACAUCAACAGUAGCUUACUUAUGGAGCCCAUAAAGUGACGUGAUGAGGGUAAAAAACAAAAUGAGAUGGGAGGAAAAUUUCAUUUCAAUGCUUUUUCAUUCCCACAAGAAAGUUCGCUUGCAAAAAUUUUGUGUUCCCACCAGAGAAAAUUAGCUUUAGAAAAACUUUAGUUGUUAGAAAUUAGUGUUGUAACGAUACUGGACCCAGAAAGCAACGUAGUGUCGGCCCAGACAUGUGGAUUCGACGUGUACCAGAUGCGACACUAUGUCGCUGUCUGUGGAAUUUCCAACUUCGAUACGAUACCAUGAAAAAUAUAGAUAUUCGAUACCAUUUUCGAGACUAAACUGGCAUAAUACA
Molecule: messenger RNA, 1655 nt
Organism: Pimephales promelas (fathead minnow)
Lineage: Eukaryota; Metazoa; Chordata; Actinopteri; Cypriniformes; Leuciscidae
Gene: gpr185a
Product: G protein-coupled receptor 185 a
Biological process (GO): G protein-coupled receptor signaling pathway
Cellular component (GO): membrane
Molecular function (GO): G protein-coupled receptor activity
Source: RefSeq, a predicted model, not a curated record